This is a messenger RNA of Indicator indicator, 957 nucleotides long. RefSeq names its product serine/arginine repetitive matrix protein 1-like. The record is from RefSeq and is a predicted model, not a curated record. Lineage: Eukaryota; Metazoa; Chordata; Aves; Piciformes; Indicatoridae. The coding region runs from base 1 to 957 and encodes 318 amino acids. The transcript has 2 exons.
AUGGGGGGGCACGCACGCCGCCCUGAGCCGAAGCCUUCGCGCGGUAGGGCGGAGGCCCCGCCCCAUCACCGCACGCGCCUUCCUCACCGCACCGAAUUCAAACGGCCGGAGAGAGCGCGCGCGCGCGCCCGCCUGCCCGCGCGCGCGGGGGGCUCGGGGGAGGGCGGGGCCAACGGUAACAUCCGGGUACCUGCCGCCCCCCGCCGCAGGUGCGGACCCGGGCCCCCGCCUCCGCCCCGGGUGAAACGAAGGGAGGGAGAAAAGCGGGCGGGGGGGGGACGACACGGACACACAAACGAGACGACGACGCCGGACACCCCCCGCCUCACCCCACCGCCACUAAACGGGGCUCGGCGGCGGGUCUUUGGGUUCGAUGGCGUCGGGGCGCGGCUGCCCGGGCGCCGCCCCUUCCCCACUAACAAUGGCGGGGUCCUGUCAGGCAGAGGAGGGGGCGCCGCUGCCGCCGCCAGUAGGGCGUCGCCCCUCACAGAGCGUAGCCCGCUCCCGGGACAAAGGACACCCCCAUCCCCACCGAGAUUCGGAGAGCUAGGGACGCGCCCCCCGUCCAUUGUCUCCCGUCCCUUUGUCACCGCGACGGCCGAGAAGCGGGCGGCGGAAGGGGAUGCGACCCUCUCAAGGAAAAGGGGCAAAAAGAGUAGGCGUGGGACACCCCUCCUCAAAUACCCGCAAAUGUCUGUGGAUCCCCAAAGGCUACCCCUCACGCUGACCCCCAUCCUCAUCCCCCUCUGCUGCAGCACCGCCGCCCAUCUCACUGAGCGCCGGAGCCCCACGGGACCACCUCCCUGCCCUGCUCCUUCUCAAGCCCCGGAGGGGCUGCGGACUCCCCAAUACCGCCCGCAGCCCCGCCGCGCACCCACCUUCCCGCUCCGCCGCUCCAGCCACACUCCGCUCCCGCCCGCCCCGCCGCGCACAAAAGCGCCAAACAAUGGCACGUGA